This is a messenger RNA of Miscanthus lutarioriparius, 774 nucleotides long. NCBI's taxonomy places the organism in Eukaryota, Viridiplantae, Streptophyta, Magnoliopsida, Poales, Poaceae. The record is from the annotation of a GenBank genome assembly.
AUGGCCUCGAACGGGAGCAGCAGCACGGUGGUGGGCGAGAUGCAGAGCAGCUUGGACCGGGUGCGGCGCCAGCUCUCCUCCACCUCCACCCGCCACCUCCUCCAGGGCCCUCUCUUGAAGCGAUCCGACACGCUAAGAAAGUGGAAUGAGCGCUGGGUCAUACUUGAUCCUACAACUGGAAAAAUAGAAUACAAAUACUGUAACUGCAGAGUUGUUUUCCUUUUUGCCAAAGAGGCGAUAUUGGAACUCCACAGAAAAAGGAAUACUUUCUUUGAGCAGAAACUCCCAGCGCUGCAAGAGCAUGGGUAUCCACUUUACAAGAAGGCCUUGCUCAACUACCGCACACAUAAUGGCAAAUCACGCAAUUUUUUACGGGCUCAUAAGGAGGCCGUGAAUUCAUUGGGUGAGAAUGGUCCUGCAAAAUUGGGAACAGUUGCAACUGUUGUGGCUGUAGCCAAUGCCACUGCAAUUGAAGCAACAAAGGAGGUAGAGGCUGCAAUGAAGAUUUCCCUGCGGGCAACUUUGGGCUCAACUACAAAUAAACUUACCAAAGGCCAAUUAGAUGAUCUCACAAUAAUGAUGGAGACCCUUCGAGUUAAAGACGACGAACUCCACCAAUUGUUGCAGGAUAUUCGUGCACGUGAUUCUACCAUCAAUGAAAUUGAAGAAAAGUUACAGGAGACUGCAGAAGCAGCUGAAACUGCUGCUUCUGCAGCACGUUCAAUUGAUGAAGAGAGAAGAUUUUUUACGUCAGAACUUGAACGUUUUGCUUAG